UUCUGCCAUUAUAGCUAUUAUUACAUAAUCACGAAAUAAUGGGUAAUGGUCUUUCAACAAUGCAUCCACUACUAGAAGCUGCAGUGUAUGACUUUGCAAUACAGUGGAUUUUAUGGAUCUUUGCCUCAGCUUUUAAAACUGAAAAGUUUUACGACUUGGCUGGCUCGGGUACGUACGUAUUUCUAGCAUGGAGGACGCUCUUCUCAAGCAAAUCAUUCCAUCUUCGUCAAAUGAUUCAAACUGGCUGUGUCACAACAUGGGGUUUAAGACUUGGGUCUUAUUURUUCUCUCGCAUUCUUCAAGACGGCAGCGAUAARCGAUUUAACAGAGUUCGUGAUAAUCCGAAGGURUUCUUCAUCUACUGGACCAUGCAAGCGGUUUGGGUUUUCAUCACCCUGGCACCCACUCUAAUUCUAAACACCAAGCMACGAGAUGUCGAGUUAAGUUGGAAGGAUUACCUUGGAUGGGGAGUGUGGGCUUUAGGCUUCAGCCUUGAAGUGAAAGCUGAUCGACAAAAAAGCGUAUUCCGAAGUGAUCCGUCCAACAARGGAAAGUGGAUUUCAUCUGGACUGUGGAGUCUGUGUCGCCACCCCAACUAUCUUGGUGAAAUCAUUCUUUGGGCUGGACUUUGUUUGCCAGCUUCAAGUGUAAUGAAAGGYUGGGAGYUCUCAAGCUUAGUUUCYCCGUUCUUUGUUGCUCUUUUACUAACAAAACUUAGUGGUAUUCCAAUCCUUGACAGGCAAGCAUUGAAAAGAUGGGGAGAURUUGCGGCUUACCAGAAAUACAGACGUGAAACAGCAAAAUUAAUUCCAUACAUUUGGUGAUUUACUUACAGCUACUAGGACAAUAUAUAAAGRAACAUAUUACAACAUAUGGUUUUCUCGCAUAUGUAUCAUAUGUUUUAUAGGAUUCAUCCAAGAAUAGGUAAACAUUGACUUUUAAUUUACCAGUGCAUAUAAUUCAUAAUUGGUAAAAUAUUUUUCAGAUUAAAACCAAUCAAGUUAACAAUAUAAUGAUAAAAUGUAAAAUAUGAAAAUCAAUCAAAUUGUUGUAUUUUUUUGUACUGUAUUGUAUGUAGGGUAUGUACAAAUUUGAAAUAUGUACAAUCUUCAAUAUCUACUCAAAUGCCAUAAAGUACUGUAUGCAAUAUUUUCCAUGCAAAGAGAAACACAAAAGCAACGUAUUUUGGGUCUGGUAAAGAGGUUUUUUAUAUAUCAUGUAAAUGCUUUUUUUCUUAGUGUUUUGGAAAUUUUGCACUACAUUGUACUACAUGCACUAUAAAAUGCUUUUGAUUAAUAAAGAUUAUGAUCAAAGGG
Molecule: messenger RNA, 1316 nt
Organism: Exaiptasia diaphana
Lineage: Eukaryota; Metazoa; Cnidaria; Anthozoa; Actiniaria; Aiptasiidae
Exons: 1
Coding region: 39-824 (261 amino acids)
Biological process (GO): lipid metabolic process
Cellular component (GO): membrane
Molecular function (GO): oxidoreductase activity, acting on the CH-CH group of donors
Source: RefSeq, a predicted model, not a curated record